Molecule: messenger RNA, 4790 nt
Organism: Hyla sarda
Lineage: Eukaryota; Metazoa; Chordata; Amphibia; Anura; Hylidae
Gene: TAF4B
Product: TATA-box binding protein associated factor 4b
Exons: 15
Coding region: 370-3108 (912 amino acids)
Biological process (GO): DNA-templated transcription; transcription initiation at RNA polymerase II promoter
Cellular component (GO): transcription factor TFIID complex
Molecular function (GO): RNA polymerase II general transcription initiation factor activity; DNA binding; protein heterodimerization activity
Source: RefSeq, a predicted model, not a curated record
AGCACGCAGUUCGCACACACAGCGCCUGCACCUCACACUUGUAUACACAGCACGCAGUUCACACACCAAGCCUGCACCUCACACUUGUAUACACCACACCAGUCACACAUAGCGGCAUAAUAGGGCUCCGUUAGUCCCGCCCCCGGGCCAAGAGCCAAUGACCUUUCCUCAGCGCGGCGCCUGCGCGGCGCCCACAUGGCUCACUCUAUAUAAACAUGGCUGCGGCUACAGCAUGCUGCCGAAGAGAGGGUGUCCAGGGGCGGGAUGGAAAGCAGCGGUACCGCCGUGUAUGAAUGAAGGUGUGCCUGCUCUGUAAUACACCACACUGACAGUGAAGCACUCCUAUCACACAGCCGUGCCCUGUAGCUAAUGCAUGCCAGCCCUUCAGUCAGCACCACUACAGCUGUGGUGAGCGAUGCAAUGCCGGGCAAUCCCGGGGUGACUUCAUCAUCGGCGCUUUCCGGCAGCCUCAUAGGAGUGUCCGCUCCUCAGCUUGCAGUGCCGGCUAAACCCCCCGACCAUGCUAGCCUUGUGCCAGUCUCCCCGGCAGCCGUGUGCACCCUGGUGACCAAAGUCAACCAUCCCGGUCCUAAAAUGACAGCACCGCAGCAGGGAGCCCCCCUCAAAGCGGCCCCGGCGGCCAUCCAGUUACCGGCAAACUUCCAGAUCCCCCCCGGUACUGUUCUUAUAAAAAGCAGCAAUGGGCAGCUUAUGCUGGUCUCUCAACAAGCUUUGGCACGAGCUCAGGCCCAGGUACAGAAUUCAAGUGCAAGACCACCUAUAUCUUCCAGUGGCCCCACCAUACAGAUCUGCAGCUUACAGAAUUCCAGAAACCAGCUGGUAUCAAACCUGGCAAGUGGCAGUGAGAAAACUGUACCUCUGUCUGCAGCCUUGGCACCUGUGACCCAAACAGUAACCUUUCAGAGGAGCCCUAAUGUAAUGCAAUCUACUGGUGCACAAAGUGGAAUUGUAAAGGUCUCCUCAUCUGUACCCUCUAAGGCAAAUACUUCUGUUCCUGGACCUACAUUAGUUAGGAUUUGCACUACUCCACAAUCAGUCGCUAACAACCAAGGAGCCUCUGCAGUAAUAAUUAGAGCCUCUACCCCGUCCGCUGUAACUGUUUCAAGCACUUCACCUGCUGCCACAACAACUACACCAUCUGCAAUGGGUAUCAAAGGCUCGUCUGCCCUGGCAUUAAAUUCCAGCACUGUCACAGUUCUACCUGUAAGAACUUCAAUAUCUCCACUUACACCCAUUGCAGUAAAUACCUGCAGUUCUGUUGUGAUGCCAACUACAACUGUAUGUCCUUCGCAGGUGCCAGCAUCUCCUGCCAACUCUGCUAUACCUAUCCCUGCUAAACAAGUAACAGCAAAUCUGGUUAAAACCUACAUUCCAUCAAGUGGACCUCCAGCUGUUACUAGUUCUACUGUCAAGAUAACUGGCAGUAAUAGUUGCAGUGCAACUACUCCUGUUGGGACAUCCAUCAUAGUAUCCAGCAUAUCCCCAGCUACAACUUUGGUUACCUCAUCUAUGAAAGAAAAUAACCGACCAAUUCAAAUACAAGCAAGUGUACAAUCUGUAGCCACUAAUACGAAUCUCUGCAAAGCUGAGCCUCCAAAUAAACCACAAAAUACACAGCCUUCUAAUACUACAGAAGUCCUGGAUAAUGUAAAGAAGUGCAAAAAUUUUCUGGCAACCUUAAUAAAACUGGCAUCAAGUGGACCUCAGUCACCAACCAUGGGGCAGAACGUAAAAAACCUGGUGAAAAACUUGCUUGAUUCAAAACUUGAACCAGAAGAAUUUACUACAAAACUGUAUAAAGAGCUGAAGUCCUCACCACAGCCUUAUCUAGUGCCUUUUCUGAAGAAAAGUCUGCCUUCAUUGCGGCGUCUGAUGCCAAGUUCCCAGGAGUUUAUCUUGCAGUGUGGACAACAGACCCCUCCACCACAGACUGCUGCUGCAAACUCGCUCUCAUUUGUAAAGAUUACACCAUCCUCUUCCAUGCAGACAGUAAAACCAGUUGGCUUUACGCCACUUGGCACUGUGAAAGUCCCCCAAACUACACCUGCUGUACCCCCAUCUCUAAGUACAUUUAAACCUGUGAACAUAAAACAGAUGGUAGUUCAGCAGACAUCCAGCGGGAUUGUGAAGCAAGUGACCACGAUGCCCUCAAACUCUGCACUUAACAUUAACAGACCUGGAGAAAAACACAUCUCUCUGAAUAGCCUCCUACAGACAGGGCACAUGCCACAAGCAUCAGUUGUGAAACAAAUCACCGUACCAAGAAAUAAAGUUAUAUCCCUGCAAGCGUCUACUCUUCCCAUUAAAGAGAAUAGCUCGGCAUGUUUCAGGGAAGAAGAUGAUAUAAAUGAUGUCACCUCUAUGGCCGGUGUUAAUCUGAAUGAAGAAAAUGCCUGUAUAUUAGCAACAAACUCUGAACUGGUUGGUGCAGUGAUUCGAUCUUGUAAAGAUGAACCGUUUUUAUUUACAUCUGCUCUUCAAACCCGCAUCUUGGAUAUAGGUAAAAGGCAUGACAUUAAGGAACUUAACUCUGAUGUUAUGAACUUGGUCUCCCAUGCGACACAGGAGAGAUUACGAGACCUCAUUGAAAAACUGACAGUGGCAGCACAGCACAGAUCCACAAACUGCAGGCAAUAUGAUCGCUAUGUCCAGUGUAGUGAUGUUCGAGCACAGCUUAAGUUUCUUGAACAACUUGAGCAUCUGGAGAAACAACGCAAAACUGAAGAAGAACGAGAAAUGCUUCUUCGUGCUGCUAAGAGCCGGGCGAAUAAAGAAGAUCCAGAGCAAUUGAGAUUAAAGCAGAAAGCCAAAGAGAUGCAGCAGCUUGAACUGGAACAAAUGCAAUACAGAGAAGCAAACCUUACAGCACUGGCUGCAAUUGGGCCAAGAAGAAAAAGACCCCUGGAAACAAGCUUACAAAAUGUAAUGGAGGGACUCUGUACAUCUGGUUCUUCAGUUUUCAGCAUACCCAAGUCAAUAUUUGUUCCCAGAAUAACUCGGGUUAGUCUCAGGGAUUUAAUAUUCUGUAUGGAACAAGAACGGACAACCAAGCAUUCCUUGUCGCUCUACCGUGCCCUUCUGAAGUGAACUCCAGUGAUUCAUUGCCAAAGAAAUUCUGUUCUUGUUGCUGCACUUUUGUCGGGUUUCAGAAACCAUAUUGUCUCCAGGAGGUUAUUUUUCUUUACAGAAUAUUUUAUAAAAAUUAAACACAGUAGAGCAAAUGUGAAUUGUUGUUUUUGUGUUUUUCUAUUAGUGAAGCUCCGGUUUUCGGAAUCCAGGAGGUGGAUCUUGCUUGUCUGUUUUCUUUUAUAUCACACAGUAGUGCCUUCAUUUAUCGUGGGGGGUGUUUAGAAUAUGUAUAUUCUAAAAGCAUUGUCUGAAAGAAAAAUUCCCCUUCCCCCUCGUAAAACUGUUAUGAACCAAAAAAAAGUGCAAUCUUCUUCAAGUUUAUACAUAGUAUAAAUAGAAGGGUCGUAUAUUGGUUAAGUAUAAGAAAUGUUACACUUUAAGGUGAUGCCAGAAGAAUUGCUGAAGGAAAAAAUAAAGCUGGAUACUUUAUAAGAGAAUGUUGCAUAUUUUAUUAUGUUACCUAGAUAUACUUGUUUGAAUUCAUUGUUAUUUCAUUUUAGAUCCUAUGUGGUUACUUAAUGUUUAUUUUUAAUAUUUGAUACUUUCUACAUAGCCAACACUUUUUUGUGUAUUUACACCUUCAUGGUCUAUUCACACGUACAGUAUUCUGUGCAGAUUUGAUGCGCAGGAUUUUCUGCUGCAGAUUUCAAUGUAAACUGAACACAGCUUGAAAUCCUGCGCAUCAAAUCUGCGCAGAAUACUGUACGUGUGAGUAGACACUCAAUAGGCAUUUUCAUUCUUAGAAAAUCUAGAUUCUUGGCCAAGAUUUAUCAAAACCAUAGCAACCAAUCAGCGCGCUUCUUUCUUUUUUAUCAAGGCCACUGCAAAAUGAAAGAAGCGAUCUGAUUGGUUGCUAUGGGCAGUUGGGCAACUUUUCCUUUGCACAGGUUUUGAUAAAUCUCCCCUUUACAGUAUUAAAAAUGGCAUAAUGUACGGCACUUUCAUGGUUAUUCAGACCCUUUAGACCUAUAGGCACUUUAGUGGUACAUUGUUUUACAUUUGUAAAUGUAAACGGUUACCCACCUAUGUCACACCAACAGUCAAUACGCUUACUACAACCCUAAUUUUGUCAGGAAAGUUGAAGACCAUCUCAUCUAUAGCCAGCAGUCUAUCCCCUAUUUCUUUAAAUCAAGUAAAAAUUGCGAUGGAACUGUGGACAAAGAAACCUGGCUGUGACUAUGCUGUCUUAUUGGUUUAUUAACCAUCUUUGUACAAAAAUACACAUAUAGUUGGAGAAUGUUUUUACCUGUUAAGAAGAGACAAGUUGUUGUAACAAAGCACUUAUAGCUUUAAACUAAGGAAUAAAUAUUUAGGGGAUGCAAGAUACAAAAUUCUCCUUAACAUAGCCUACAUUAUCAUGGCAGUGACAGCUUUUCUCUAAGAAGCCCAGAACUAGCUACUAUAAAGCUCAGGAUGUAUAGUAUUCAGUGUACUAUAUAUUACAUAUAUGUGUAUACUGUACUUUGAAUGUUUGCAGUAUUGGACGUGGUACUUCAGAUGCAAGUUACUACUAUUCUAUUCCUCACAAAGGCAUUGUGUAAAAAAGGAUACUGUGCAACAUAUAUAUAUAUAAGACGGAGCGAUGGAUUCCACACAGUGUGAAUGGAGCCUUAAAAAUGUAAUUAAUAAAAGUUUUUGGA